Molecule: messenger RNA, 1204 nt
Organism: Drosophila ficusphila
Lineage: Eukaryota; Metazoa; Arthropoda; Insecta; Diptera; Drosophilidae
Exons: 3
Coding region: 9-1067 (352 amino acids)
Biological process (GO): apoptotic DNA fragmentation
Cellular component (GO): mitochondrial inner membrane; nucleus
Molecular function (GO): metal ion binding; nucleic acid binding; RNA endonuclease activity
Source: RefSeq, a predicted model, not a curated record
UUGUAAAGAUGUUCGAACUGCGAGGACUAAUCGUUAUUCUUAGCCUUUUCCUAUUUUCAGGAGAUGUCCAAGGCGAUUGUCAGCUGCGCUUGGCUGACACAUGGACCGAUCGUAUUUUUGCUUAUUAUGGUAAAAACGGCUACGAACUUUUGCUCACGGAUCGGCUGGGAACUUAUCAGCAAAUAAGUUUGCUUUGCGGUGGCAAUGAAGCCGUCUUUACCACCACCUGUCAGUGGAACGGUCGACUUUAUCCAGAUCUGCCCAAAAAGAAUUGCACUGUGGCAAUUCCAGCAUCGGUUGAGACGUCAAGGGAUUCCACUUGUGGUGCCACUAUGUACCAUGUGGGCUUCUGGUUUAAGAAGACUUUCUUGGAGCUCUAUAGAAACUGCUACGACGGCGCAACAAUGACGGCCUAUUUCUCCAUCGCCAAGGUUUACCCCACAUACUUAAGUUCCAUUCGUCCACCUACCGCCUUCGAUCGUGAUGGGAUCAUCUCUCCUGCAGACGAGGCAACCUUUCAGCAGAAAAAUAUCUACAAUCGGUUCGAGACACUCCUGGGACCCAAGCAAAACUACAUACUUUCUGCCAACAGUCUCUCCUUCGACCGAGGACAUCUCACUCCGGUCGCGGACUUCACUUUUCCCACGGUCAUGCGGGCGACAAACAAGUACUUGAACGUUGUGCCUCAGUACUACAGCUUCAAUCGCGGCAACUGGAAGACCGUGGAGGCUUGGGUGCGCGAUCAGCACCAAAUCCAGAACGUCUGCACCGGAGCCUUGGGCGUCCUCGAGUUGAACAAUAAGCAAAAUCUUCGGACUCCGAUUUACCUGGCUCCGAAGAAGAACCCCGUUCCCAGGUGGCUGUACAAGAUCGUUCACAACUUCAGCACCAAGCGGAAGACUGUGAUUGUGACUUCCAACAAUGGCUGGGACACCAAUCCAUUCUCAUUCUGUCGCGUUGUCACCUGCCCCCCAUCCUUGCAUGCAAGUGGCACUGGAUUCACCUUCUGCUGCGAUCCCAACCACUUCAUUAAUACAUACGUUCCAAAUCUGGCUAAUGUUUGUUAGGACUAGACUGAGGAGAACAACAAUUAUCCAUAAUGAGCACACAUAUAUAAGCAAAUACUAAAAAAAGAUAUACAUUAGAGCGCAGGAAAUUAUUAUUAUCAGACAUUACAAUUCAGAAUAUACCUGUUACUCGAAAA